This is a messenger RNA of Physcomitrium patens, 1557 nucleotides long. RefSeq names its product allene oxide cyclase, chloroplastic. Gene Ontology annotation, molecular function: allene-oxide cyclase activity. Gene Ontology annotation, biological process: jasmonic acid biosynthetic process. The record is from RefSeq and is a predicted model, not a curated record. Lineage: Eukaryota; Viridiplantae; Streptophyta; Bryopsida; Funariales; Funariaceae.
AUCGCAUUCCCUCAUAACAACGCUCACAACAACGCUCACACCGCUCCGAAAGUUCCUGCUCCCGAUCUCUCCCCCUCGGGUUUGCUUCACCGGGUUCGUUUGCAGCGUCCCCGAAAAUUCGCAUCGCAUCCAUCGACAUGGAAGUCAUGAUCGCCGAAGCUCCGGCCAGAUGCUCCAGCAUGCUGGGUCGUAGUGCUGCAGCUCCUUCUGAUGUUCGUGCAAUGGGACGAGCUGGUGGUGCGGGUUUGAGAGCACCUUGCUUGCCAUCCCGGCGGUCGCGUGGAGGUGCUGGCUGUGAGCUCGCGGCAUCGGCGCCCCGUGAGCGACGCAAUCCGGUCCAGUCCUCCAUCAGAUCCGUCCUCGACGUCGAGCCGAGAGUGUUUGCGGAUGGUGAGCCUCACAGCUGUGUGGACAGCACCGAGUCGCUGCUGCAGAAAUUGGCCGACAUGGGGCCACCCAAUGAUAGCGCCCUGUCUCGCAUGAACGAGGCCGCAGACCGGCUUUUCCUGUGGGACGACGUUCCCAAGCUAGCGAAGAAGCAGACUUUCACGGUGUACGAGCUGAACGAGUUCGACCGGGACAGUCCCGCGUUCUUGGAAUUGAGCAGACAGUCCGUCAACAGAACGGAUCCGGUGACCGGAGAACACGUCAAGGCUCUUGGCGACCAGGUCCCUUUCACCAACAAGCUGUACGAUUCGUCGUUGCGGACGAGGCUGGGCAUCACGACGGGAAUCUGCCUGCACAUGAAACAGUAUCCGGGAAGGGGGGCUCCGGAACUGCACGGCUUGCCAUUCUUCACGCCCGAUCACUACGAGACCAUCAUGAGCUGGCACUUGGGCGACAUGGGCCACAUCAGCGGCAUGGGGCCGUUCAUCAACUUCCAGGACACGCUGAUGGGCGUCACGGGAGGCACGGGGUUCUUCGCGGAGGCGAGAGGAGUGGUGCGACUGCAUCCCAUCACGCCCUUCAAGUUCAUGUACACGUUCACGCUGACGGGCAUCCCCAAGCUGCCGGAAGUGCUGACCAAGGAGCUGGUGGUGCCCGGGUUCGGAGUGGAAGCGCACGCGGACGCUGUGCAGGGCAAGCCGGAGAGCACGCUGGCCAACUUCACCAACUGAUGAUUGGGGGGCAGGCCGGAGCGUGGAGGGGAGGUGUGUGUGUGGGAUGGUGGGAGGGCAUUUCAUUUCAUUUCAUUGGCAUGGAGGGUCUGUGCUGUGCUGUGCUGUGCUACUUGUAUUCCGUUUUGGGCUUCAGGGCCUGGUCACCGCCACUCGUUCUACUUUCCUUCCUUGCCUUCUUUCGCGCUCGCCCUCCCCCACACCCACGCGCUGACCUCUUCCUCGUCGGUUGGUAGUCUCCUCUGCUGUUUCUGGCCUCCUUCAAAGUUUGAUGCUUGGGGGGCAGUAGGAAUGUAGAGAGUGGUGAGAGGGGAGAUGGAUUUCCUUCUGAGAAUAUGUGUUUUGUUAUCAUUGUUACUUUGAUUGAAGAUGGGUUUUAAUAUCUUGGAAUAUAUAUUUUUUUGACAUUUUGGAAACCUGGGGUGCAUUUAACUCUCAA